CGAGAGGUCUGUUCGGUUUAGCUACCGACUUUAGUUGGUCUAAUUGUUAACACAGCACGACGUGUCGCCUCGACGAAAAGACUUCAGAUCCGGCUAGCUAGCUCGGCACUAGCACCGAUGCUAACGCCCCUGGAGGAUUGUGGACGACUGUGGGGGCGCCUUCACCAUGGGGGCCAUCGGAGGAGGGAUAUUCCAGGCAGUCAAAGGCUUCAGAAAUGCACCUGCAGGAAUGAGCCACAGAAUGAAAGGGAGCAUGACUGCCAUCAAGACCAGAGCCCCCCAGCUGGGAGGUAGCUUUGCAGUAUGGGGAGGCCUGUUCUCCAUGAUUGACUGUGGUUUAGUUAAAGUGCGAGGGAAGGAGGAUCCCUGGAACUCAAUCACAAGUGGGGCCAUGACUGGAGCUAUCCUAGCAGCAAGAAAUGGACCAGUAGCCAUGGUGGGCUCUGCAGCCAUGGGUGGCAUUCUGCUGGCAUUAAUAGAAGGUGCUGGAAUCUUGCUUACUAGGUUUGCCUCUUCACAGUUCCCAACCGGACCCCAAUUUGCAGAGGAACCUGCCCCUGCUCCCAUGCCCACUCCCUCUUUCGGAGACUACAGACAAUAUCAGUGAUGAGGACACCACUCUCAUCCAUUAGGCCUUUUUAAUUCCUUGCUGAAGUUAAAAGAAGAAAUGGAGAUGGAAAAUACCACACAACAACCAGUUGAACCAACUUUAUGAACUGUGUCAGAGAAAGGAGCGACAAAAUGCAUCUUUAUUUUCCUUCUUUCAGGAGCCAUGUACAGAUUUGCCUUUUGCCAUCCUCAGCCUUGUAAUUUGCAUGUUUCAUCUGACAUGGGUUAAAUAUAGGUAUUUGGGGAGAGGGGGGGUGUUAUCUGCUGGCAUGUGGGGUGUGUUAUUCUAUUGUAUUCAUAAAUGUAGCACAUGUAGCCCUGCCAGUGGGAGCUCGGGACAGGCAGGCUCUGGAUAGUGUUGAAUCUAGUGUGAAGUCACGUCACAAAUGGACCUCAGUGAGUUGCUCAGUUUCUAUUGUAUGUAUAUACAGUAAAAAAAAACUUUCCAUGUUGCUUAGUUGCCUUAAUGAUGUCACCUGCUUGGGCUGGCCAGUUAUACUUGGCUAGCCUUUUAUGAAGGCAAACAUUCAUUAAAUUCAAUACUGUCCCUGGUGUGUUUUUUUUUUUUUUUUAAACAGUGAUUUAUUUAUUUUUAGUUGUAAAGAGUUGUAUCGGAUCGUUUUGUCAUAUGGGACAAUGCUUUUACAUUUGACACCAAGAUAUGGGAUGUUGCCAAAGGCAAAGGAUGGCAUUGGCAGUACAAAUAUAUGGACAAACUCAAGCAAGGGGUUGAUAUAUAUUAAAUCUGUAUGACAGAUUGAACUAUGGAACAAUAAAAAAUGUAAAAUAUG
Messenger RNA from Myripristis murdjan (pinecone soldierfish), 1400 nucleotides. It is a transcript of the gene timm17a, whose product is annotated as translocase of inner mitochondrial membrane 17 homolog A (yeast). Gene Ontology annotation, biological process: protein import into mitochondrial matrix. Bases 167 to 607 code for a protein of 146 amino acids. Gene Ontology annotation, molecular function: transmembrane protein transporter activity. NCBI's taxonomy places the organism in Eukaryota, Metazoa, Chordata, Actinopteri, Holocentriformes, Holocentridae. The transcript is spliced from 6 exons. The record is from RefSeq and is a predicted model, not a curated record. Gene Ontology annotation, cellular component: TIM23 mitochondrial import inner membrane translocase complex.